Messenger RNA from Didymodactylos carnosus, 584 nucleotides. The record is from the annotation of a GenBank genome assembly. Lineage: Eukaryota; Metazoa; Rotifera; Eurotatoria; Philodinida; Philodinidae.
AUGUGGACAUAUGCGAGUGGAACGACUGAUGUCACAAUGACGAUCAUCAAUUUAAAAAUCGAAGAAUGGGUGGCCAUUGGCUUCUCAUUGGAUAAUUUAAUGGGACAAGAUCACGUGUUUUUCUGCCAGUAUCUUGCCAAUGGAACUGUUGCUGUAAAGAGGGCAUACAAUCCCGGGAAUCAUACGAGACCGAUCGACAUUCUAAAUUCAUCAGCUGGCGGCACAUUUAGUAGCGGGCAGACAAAAGUUGAAAACGGUGAAGUCACCUGUCAGUUCACAUUAUCGAACUUUGUAACAGAGCCACGAGCGAAACGUCAAGUUACAAGCACAAUAUUAUCACAAACACUAGAAUAUAUUCUGUUAAUCGCAAUUGGAGCUUUUUAUUCACCCAAUAAUAUGGUUACAUUAAUCAAAUUUGGUCAGCAAAGUCAGUCGGUCAGUACAAUGAGAAGACAUGAUCAGAGACAACCUCUUAGUUCAUCCGUAACACUUAAUCAACGACAAGAAAUCGUUUACAAUAUGAAUACAUCAUCACAAAUUUCCACUACACCUUCACCGACUAGUACCGUUAGUAUGGAUGCAAC